GUACUGACUUGCAACCUAGCUGUAUUAUUAUUAUUAUUAAAUUUUGCAGCUGUACAACUGAGGGCUAGGGAGGUGGAAGGGUGGGGAAUUAUUAUGCAUUAAUUGUUUUUCUAGCUUCGUGAACUCAUAAAAUCAAAUAAAAAUAAUUUUAAAAAGAAAUGAAAUUAGCCAGUUCUACCAGUAGAUCCUUAUUUUCCCACGUCCCUGCUUUAUGGGAUAGAGACCCCGUUGCAGGGUCAUUACAACAGAGCGGGUGAAAUUAGCGUGGGUGUGUUUUAAUAAGGACCAGGCAGGAAGAGCGAACUAGGCCGUCGCGAGCCACAAGGCAGCGGAAGCUCCUUUCGCGGCGCGAGAAAGCAAAAGGCGAGGGGGCGGAGCUAAGGGCGGAAAGAGGCGGGGACUGCAGCAGCCCGGGCUUGCUCCCUGACUGCCGGUUGCUUUGUUGGUGGGCGGAAUCCAGAAGAGUCCAUUAUUCCCACUAGCGAGGGGGAGCACGGCUCUCCCUCAACCCCUCCCCCCUCAGUCUUCAAAGACGGGUCAGACUUUCUGUACGCGGGGGCUCUCCGUUCAGCUGACGGCAGGCUGCGAGCGGCGGGGGCCGACGGAGCACCCCGCGCUCCCUCCCUCCGCCUUGCUGUUUUCCUCACCCGUCCCUCCCCCCUGCCCUGCCGGAGGGAGAUGGUUCGUUCCUCAGCGCGCGCGCGCCCUGCUCCCGCGGUUCGGCGGCCGCCGCUGCCUGGGAGGGGGGAAGGGCGAGGGAGACCCGGGGCUUCGCGAGGGGAGCCUCGGCCCAGGACCCGAGGCGGCCGCUCUCCCCGCCCUUUCUCAAAAGCCGCGCAGCCGGGAGGGACCAUCCAUGGCGAAAGAAGCCGAAGAGCGGGAGCUGAAGGUUCCCGAGGAGAUGUUCAAAGAUGUCAAGUUCUUCGCCGUGGGAGACAUAGGCGCCGAGGUGCGUUGCUCGGACGGGCUCCCCUCACGCGCGCCCCGUCGCCCCCUCCGCCUUCGGGCGCCUCAAAUGCCCCCUCCUCCCCGUAAGACGACGCGGGCCACGCGCUGACAGCGGCUCGCGCCGGUUUUUUGAGCGCGCGGCCUCUCGGGAAGGGAGGGGGGAUUUGGGGGGCGCGUUCGAACCCCCCCUCCCUCCCCCGUGCGCCUUGGCGGCCGUUAACGGCUCCCAACGGCCGCCUCCUUCCCUCCCCCACCUUCUUACAGUAUUUCUGUUGCCGGUGUCUCGGCGUCCCGCGCGCCUUCUGGAGCCGGGCAGGCCCUACGGCGGCCUCUGUUGCCUAGCUAGCUGGCUGGCUGACUGGGGAGGCGACAGAGGAGGCUGCGCUUCUCUUUUCCUCCCCUCACGGCUUCCCCGGAGUGGGGGACCUGCCCUGCGUCCCCUCCCUCCCUCCUGGCGCAAACUCGCGCUCUCCUCUUUUUCGGCUUGAGUUGGGGACGCGGCCAGGACUAGGCCCCGUCCUGGGUUUUCCCCGCCCGCUCUCCUCCUCCUCUUCACCUGGCAGGCGUCCCCUCCUUUCCCCGAGGAGCUCAGUUUUAUAAAUCCGAGGGAAAGCGGAAGGAGGGCCAGUUCGAGUAAAUGGCACCUAACCGUGUAGGGAAGCUUUUCCCGACGGUAGUCCGGCUGCAGGGGAGAGAGAGGCGCGGGUUCCUGCGUGUAAACAAACUUACCCCUGAAUUUAAAAAAAGGGUUCGCAGGGAGAGGGCUAGGCUGUAUCCUUUCCCCUGAGGUGGUAGUUUUCUGCAUCCAAGGCUGUGUGUGGGGAACAUUAAAUAUCAGCCUGGAGUGGUACAGACAACAGGAAAGCUUUUCUUCUUAAUUAGCUGGCCCUGACUGCAUCAGAGUGUUCACAGCUGUCUUGAGGCAAGGCACAAGACCCAUUAACAAUAUCCUCCUGGUUAUUGACGUCUCUUGCCAUUUUGUCCCUUGAUCCUAUCUCUCCAGCCUUGUAGGCAAAAUAAUUGAUCUUUAUCUUCACUCUCAUUGUUUUGGUAGCUUUUCUUAAAUUCAUACACACCCAUAUCAGUUUCUGGAUCCUGGACAAGGUUCUCAUCCUUUAUUUUCAAUACCUUCUGUGUCUUGCUUCUUGUGUCUUGCUUUUAGUGUCUUGUUUCAUUCUCUCCUGUGCUGACAUCAUCACUGCUUGUGAGUUUUGUUCAUCCAGCUCCAUCCCAGCCAUCCAGAAGUCCCUUGCACCUUCAAAUAACUGCCCUUCUGACUGAAAAUGUCUCUCAGAACACCUUGGUUACACUGCCUCUCUUCCUUCAAACCUAUUCUUAAAACACAUUUUCUGCAAAAUCUUUAGCUCGGCUACCAAGCCUACAUACCCUGUUCCAACUAAUCUUAAGUACAUGCAACUGAAAUAAACAUCCUUCCUCUGUGCACCCUGGCUUCCAUUUCUGUCACCUUUCUCUGGUGUAAACCUCUAUAUAUGUAUCAUUCUAUAUGAUAAAGAUGUGAGCAAAUGCAUUAUACUUAGAUUUUCACACUGCUACUGGAAAUCUUGCAUACCCAAUCCACAAUCAGUGGUAAGCCUGCAACAACAGCAUCAAAACAAUGAAAUGGAAUAGCAAACAAAAGUGAAUUUAGAAUUCAGAUUCCUUUCAUGCAAGAAUUCUGAUUUGGAAAAUGCAAUGAAAAGAAACAUUUGCAUCACCUUGCAUUUCACUUCCCACUGCAAUAGCCUAUAAUGUGCCUAUUUGUGCCUGCUUGUAUUGCCACAGUAAGAGCUGGACAUGAUAGGAGACCAGGGUGAGUAGCUCAGAGUCCCAUGGUUGUGUGUUGCAGUUUAGCUGUGCACAAGGAGUGCUUAUCUGGGGAAAGAUCUGGCUUUAAUGUAAACAAGCCUCCAGGGAAAAACACUUGGCUUCAAUAGUGUCUAACAUCUGCAUUUUCCUGAAAGUGAAAACCAAAAGCCCUCUUGUUUUGUAGGUUAUUCAGCUUUUGAAAGAUGGCAAGGCGAAGGAGGUUUCUUACAAUGCUCUGGCAUCACACAUCAUUUCAGAAGAUGGAGACAAUCCAGAAGUUGGUGAAUCUCGUGAAGUCUUUGAUCUUCCAGUAGUAAAAGUGAGUACCUACAACAUUAGAAUUGAUAGUUUUAACUACAGUAAACCUAAUUUUAGUACAGGACCUUCAGGGUUAUUCAUAUCUUAGAAUCAGCACUUGAGUGCAAAAAAAGUGUACUAUAUGUGGGAAACCCUGUAUCCAGAACCUGAAAUGUGAAUGUUGCGAUCCAUUUUACUGUAAGUGUGCUUAUGAUGAGAGUACUAUAUAUUAAUUCAGCACACUCCCUCUCACCCUCAAAAUGGAAUAAUGCUAGCAAGAUUGCUGUCAACAAUUAUCUGGCUGGCAAGGGAAAGAUAUUGCUUUAUAUAUAAAAGAACAUAAAAAUAUACAUUACCAUGAACUUGUAAAAGUUUGCAUGAUUCUUAUGCAGUGCUUGGGAAUGCUAGUAACAAGGGAGUGGUCACAGCUCAGUGAUAGAUCACAUAAUUUGCAUACAGAAUGUUCCAGGUUCUGUUCCUCUCCAGUUAGGAAUGGGGAAGCCUUCUCUCUGAAACACAGCCACUGCCAUUGUAGUGUAAUAUAGACAAUAUAGAAUAGAGUGAACCAAUGUUGACUGAGUGACCUUGUUUCCACAACGUGAUAAGCCAAACUAUGUCUUACAGAGAGUGGCUCGCAGCUGCUGUGCUCCUCCCUGAUAUUUUUUUACUUCUGCACUGUGCUGUGUUAGGCCAAGGUUUGGUUUAGUAGUACAUUGUCCAAACCUGGGCUUGUAAUAAACCUGUCUCCUCAAUAACCAUAAGCCGGCUUUGAAGACAUGCUAAACCAUACCUUGACUUAGUUCAGCACACAAGUAAAAAGUACUGGGGAAGAGCAAAGUGACUGUGAGCACCUCUCCAGCCUGCACGGUCUCAGUAAGCUUAGUUUGGCUUCCUAUGCUGUGUGAAACCAGGGCGCUAUAAGGCAAGUUCCUGUGUUCCUGUCAGUAGAUGUUAAAUAGCUGAUUGGUUAAUUUAAAUUUGGUACAUAUUUGUUAAAUAGACAGAUAUUUAUGGGAUGUAAUGUGCAUUGUCUAUUGGCAACUCACUACAUGCAUUAUUUUCACCUGUUUUUAGCCUUCUUGGGUGACUUUGUCGGUUCGAUGUGGAGUUCUUCUGCCGUAUCCUUUUUGGUUAAAAUGUUAACAUGUGUUAUGCUUAUUUAAAACUUAAUACAAGCAGAAUAUUGGCUAGCACAGCAGCUGUUCUAGAGGAUUAAUUCUUUCUUUAUAUGACUGAGGCAGUGUUAGUGGAUGGUUGCCUUGACUGGAUGGAUGGGAGGUUGCCUGCUCUUGAUAGGGUUACACUCUCUCUGAAGAAGUGGGUACACAGUUUACAGGUACCAUUGCUGUCACCUGAGGCUCAGGUGGCCUCAGUGGUGUGGAGUGCCUUCCAUCAGCUCUCGCUGGUGGUCCAGCUAUGCCUCUUUCUGGACAGCAAUAGCUUAACCUCUGUCAUCUAUGCUCUGGUAACCUUUAGGUUAGAUUACUGCAAGACAUAAUACGUUGGGCUGCCUCUGAAGACGGUUUGGAAACUUCAACAGGUGCAGAAUUCUGCGGCCAAGUUGCUCACCAGCGCAAGAUGGUUUGAGCAUAUCAUACCAAUCCUGGUCCAACUGUACUGACUGCCGGUUAGUUUCUGGGCCCAGUUAAAAGUCCUGGUUUUAACCUAUUAAGCCUUGUGGCUUAGGACUGCAAUACCUUAAGGACGGUCUCUCCCCAUAUGAACUGCCUCAGACACUGCAAUCACCACCUGAGGCCCUUUUUCAUGUGCGUCCUCUGUGAGAGGUCUGGAGCGCAACAACAUGAGAACGGACUGUUACGAGUAUGUACCUGGACUCACAUGUGCACAGGCAGCACUUAGGUAUGUUCAGUUACAGUGUAGUAGGUUAGAAAGUUAGAGGCAAAGGCUAUAAACAUGUACCAGGGAGUAAAGUAUUAGGGAACUCAGGAGGACAAACCUCCAGAUAAACAUGCAUAGGAUUAAACUAUUAAGUGAUAUGUUUGGACCACCCAUUUAUUUUUGUGGUUGAUGUGUGACUCUAACCUGAAUUGGUGAGACCCAAGUUGAAGAUUAGGAAACAACCUAUUAUUAUUACCUGUAUUAUUAUUAUUAGAAUUUAUAUACCGCCCUAUACCUGGAGGUCUCAGGGCAGUUCACAAAAUAAAAUAUUUUUAGAAGUAUUCAUAAGAUUUUUCUUAGCUAUUUGAGAAGCUUUUGGUAAACUUGCACCAGUUAUUCACUUUACAUCUCAUUUAUAUUAUAUCCUUGACUUAAUUUUGUCAGAGUAAAUGGUUUCUCCCCAGAAUCCUGUCAGAUCUUUUUUGGAGUUGCUGCUUGUCUGUCUCAGGUAAGAUGUUUAUCCAGAUAGUUGUAUGUUUAUGCUGAUAGCCAAAUGAUGUGUCAGAAAGUGCUUUUCCCUAAAUAUCUAGUGGUAAUUUUUUUUACCUUUUCUGAUAGGUUUCCGCUGAAGACCGAAGUACACUGUGGGCUUUGAUUACGUUUUAUGGUGGAGAUUGCCGGCUGAGCCUCAAUAAAAAAUGCACUCAUUUGAUUGUGCCUGAGCCAAAAGGGGUAAGAGUUUUAUUAUGUGGACAUGCUUUCCCAUUUUAAUGUUACUUUGACUUUCUGAGAUAUAGAAUCAACAUGAUUUAUACAAAAAAAACUUCCCUUGUCAAACUUUUACAUUUUUUUGGAGGGAUCCGUUCAAUGUGUAGCUGGGAGUGAUUUAUAAGCUUUUCAUUUCAGAAAGCUUUUGAUGAAAUCAAAGAAAAUUGGCAUUCAUGUUCAUGAAGUACGGGUUCAUUUGUGUUUUGGUAAAAGAUUAAAAUAUAGAAUGGAGAGUAGCAGUAAAUUGCUAAUUAAUUUUCACAGUGGAAGGAAGUUAGACUGGGAUCGCCUAUUUAUUUUUUAUUUUGUGAAAAAUAACCCAGUAUUUAAUUUUAUAAAUGAUCUGCGGUUACAGUGGGAUAGCCAAUUUCCACUAAAUAUUCAGAAAGGUAAAAUGAUGAGCAAAUUAUAAAGAUCUUGCAUCAGGCAGCAAAUUUUUUUGAGUAGUACAGUUAUAUAUCGAUGUAGAACCAAGACAGCUUUAGUUUUUUGCAUAUAUCACAUGAACCUCAGUUUAUUCCAGCCUUGUAAACCAGCCUGCAAAAGUUACUACCUUGUAAUAGAAAUCAGUAGCCAUGUUUUUGCUGGGAUCAGAAGUCGGUGUACCCCUUGCAUAGCAGCCUGUUCUGCUGGGUACAGGGAAGGAACACUCACCAGUCCACUCACCUCUAUGUGCUUAUGUGCACGAAAUUCCUUGCUGUGAAUGGCUGCCAGGCUAGUGCUUAAAUAAAAGGUUGAUUUAUUCCUGCUAUUUAAGUCUCCAAGUUGCAUUUAUUUGGCUGGAAAGCCCUUCAGUGUUCUCAAGUACUGUAUCAAUACUUUUUUCAGCCUGUAUUACACAAGAAUUGCUGUGGUAGUUAAAACUUCCCCACAUCAGGACUGCCUGGUCACUAAAGUACCUAAAAAUAGGAUGUUAGCACCAUUAUAACUUUUUUCGUAUUUAGAAAUUUAAAAUGCUUAUCUCUUUUUGCCAAUUUUUCUCUUUGCCUUUUUCUUUCUUUCUCUCCCUUGUUGCCCAGCAGGCUGCAAGAAAAGGAAGAGAUCACUCUUGUCAGAGGUCAGAUUGAUAGGUUUCAGAGGGUUUUUGAAAUUAGUCUGAGGGUUGCAGGUUGUCCACUCACAUUUUAGAGGACUGAGUAACUAAGUUUUUAAGGAGUUUAUAAUCUUAGAAGGAGUUUAUAAUUUUAUUUAUUAGUAACCAGGAAUGUAACUUGUUGAGCUGAUGUAAACCAAUAUAAUUAAAACAAGUGUUUACAAAACUAACACUAUCUAAAAGCUAAAUUGACUCAUAAUUGGAAUGUUUUUGUUCUUCUCAGGAGAAAUAUGAAUGCGCCUGUAAAAGAGAAAACAUUAAAAUUGUGACACCUGACUGGGUUUUGGAUUCUGUAUCUGAUAAAACUAAAAAAGAUGAGGCUUCCUAUCAUCCACGAUUAAUUAUAUAUGAGGAAGAGGAAGAAGAGGAGGAAAAUGAAGAUCAGGAUUCUCAAAAUGAAGCCAGCACAGAUGAAAAGUUGUCAAGUCCAGCAUCUUCUCGAGAAGGCUCACCUUUGGGUGAUCGAGCUUUUUCACCUAAAUCUAUUGAUGCUGAUAAAACGAAAGGAGAACUGAUGUUUGAUGAUUCAUCAGAUUCGUCUCCUGAAAAGCAUGAAAGAAAUUUGAACUGGACACCUGCUGAAGUUCCACAGACUACAGCAAAGCGCAGAUUGCCUUCAGGCAAGGAUUCUGGAUUGAUAAAUUUGUGUGCCAAUGUCCCACCUGUCCCAGGCAAUAUUUUGUCCUCUGAGAUGAGAAGUAAUAUAAUGGCUUCAGUGCAAAGUCCUCAAAGUUCUGGACGUCCCGAAAUGAUGGCUGCAUGGAGUCCUGCAGUACGGACAUUAAGAAAUAUUACCAAUAAUGCUGAUAUUCAGCAGGUUAAUAGACCAUCAAAUGUUGCGCAUGUAAGUAUCUUAAAGUACAAGUUAAAAAAAAUGUUUGGAAGUGAAUAGCUUUUAUGACUUUGAUACUAUAAAAUACAAAGAGAAUUGUUAUAAGGAUUACAACUAGAUAACGCAUGUGAAGUGGUUUUAGUGCCAGAAAGCACUAUACAAAUGCUGUGUUGCACUCAAACAAUUACAGAAGUUUUAGUACAUUGAUUACAGUGGUAACUUGGUUUACAAACUUAAUCUGUUCUGGAAGUCCAUUCUUAAACCAAAGCAUUUUUAAAUCAAGGUGUGCUUUCCCAUAGUAACAGGGGGCUCAAUUUACAAAUGGAACACACUCAGCAGGAAGCGGAACAUGUUUUGCUUCCAAGGCAAAGUUCACAAACCAAAACACCUACUUACGGGUUUGCAGCGUUCUUAAUCCAAGUUGUUCAUAAACUCAGCUGUUCUUAAACCAAGUUACCACUGUAUAUGAGUUUAAAUUUUCUUUCCGGUGAUUUUUGAAUCCUUUAGUGUAGUUGGGCAUAGUUUUUUCAUAUUUUAUCCUAUGCUUGUACGUGUGCUGAGCCACUUGCCCUUUUACUUUACCAAGGCCUGCAACAUGCAGAAGUCUUCUAAAUUAAAAAGAAAUAGAUGACACAGUGCUGUGGAAAUGAGGAGCAAAUACGUAAUUCAUAUGCAAUUUGAAAGUAUUCUUUAGAUCAGUAAAUAUUUUUCCCAUGGUAACUUAUCAUUCCAUGAUUACUAUUUGAGGGGUUCCCUUCAGGGUUUUUUCCUUUAAAAAAAUUGUAUUUCUUUACAUUUUGUUGCCUGCCUUAGCCUUCUGAUACAUCUCUUAGGUGUGGAUAGUAUCAUUUGGCUGCAUAAGUACCAAUGCUCAUCUCAACUUCAGAAAUAGAAGAAACUACUUGAAGAGAAAAAUGAGCACAGAGAAUUUUUACUGUAGAUUUCUUUUUAAUUAUGCUAGCCUUUCUCUUAAUGUGCGAAGUGUAGAAGCAUAAUGCUGUGUUGCAUGUUUUAUAUCACACUUCCUACAACAUUUACCUUCCUCCGUGCGAUCUGUAUAUUGGGACCUCUUGAAAAUUCUCCCAUUUGCCAAAUAAUAUAAACUUUCUGUUAAUUUGUAUUCAAAAUAACUGUUUUGUGGAAUAACUAAAUGGUUUCCUCUAUUAAUUAGACUUCAAAUGAAGUACAGUUUUAGUUGAAUGCAUCAGAAAGUUUUCAGAUUUGAUUUAUGCUUUUCUGUUUUCAGUGAAAUGUUUUGAAGGAAAGUUUACAUGCAUCCUUUUGUUUUCUAGAUCUUGCAAUCACUUUCUGCUCCUACAAAAACUUUGGAGCAGCAAGUAAACCAUAGCCAGCAGGGACAUUCAAAUGCUGUGUUGCUUAGUCAAGUUAAAUUGACUCCAGAGACACACUUACUACACCAGCAGCAGCAUCCACCUCAGCAGUCACAGCAGCAGCAGCAACAGCAACAACAGCAGCAGCAGCAACAACAACAACAGCAGCAGCAGCAGCAGCACCUCCCUCUCUUGCAUCUUCCAUCCCAACAAAUUGUGCAGUUGCAGCAACAGCAGCAGCCACAGCAGCCUCAGAUUACUCAACAGUCUUUCUCUCAGCAGCCUCAUCAGUUUGUGCAACAGCAAGUUCAUCAACACCAAUUCUCACAGCAGCAGUUACAGUUUUCUACACAACAGAUACAUUCUCAGCAGCAAGUACAUCGUCCUCAACAACAGUUGCAAUUUCAGCAGCAGCAUGCCUUGCAACAGCAGUUGCAUCAGCUACAGCAACAGCAGCUACAGCAACAGCAGCUGCAACUACAGCAGCAAAACCUUCAACAACAGUUACAGCAGCAGCAACUACAGCAGCAACAUUUGCAACGAAUGCAGCAGCAGCACCAGCAGCAGCAGCAGCAACAACAACAACAAAUGCAAAAUCAAGCAUCUCAACUCUUGACCCAGACUUCUCAGACAUUACAGCAUCAGGUUCCAGUUCAGCCAUCACAGCAUGCUCAGCAGCAACAGUUGCAGCAGCAGCAGCUCUUUGGGCAUGAUCCAUCCAUAGAAAGUUAGUAAUUUUGUUCUCGUGUAUGUUAGCUGAGGCUUUAAUUACACUUAUUUAAAUAGUAGAACACUCCUCGCCCCCUUUCUGACCCAGUGGGUCUGCAAUGUGCCUUACAAAUCUAAUUAAAAGGUUCAACUGUAAGAGUGACGAUAUAAAACAUCAGACAAGCAGUAAAAGAGCAGCUAAGAUCAGAGCAAGCAAUUCCCCAAACAAAAUACCAAUGGUGAUCUGAUUGCGAACCAUCUUUGUUGACAGCUUGAAAACCAAGAGUAGAGUAAGGUAGAACAAACCACAUCUGGAAGUGAGUUUCUCAGCACGGUGCCAUGGCCAAAAAAUAGUUUCAGCUACAAACUUUCACGUAGGAGAUUCUUCUAGUUCAAACAUUUUCCAAGACUUUUUUGUAUUUGAUAAUUUACAUGUGUUAUGGGGCCAUUGUCAGUCCUCCAUUUCAGUGGACAUGCUCAAGUAUAGAGCUUGUUGGAAUGAACUCAUGGCCUAUUUUUAUUAGAUCCACCAGUGCUCUCAUUGUUUACAGUCUACUAAGCAUUUUUCACAAUGCAUCCAAAUACUAGUGAAGGGCAGUCUCUGCGCGGUGCUUCUUCACUUUUGUAUGUACGGUAAUGGGCAGAGGGAAUAACCCAUGCACAGUCCCUGAGGUGAUGUGUGCACAAUGCAACUCCAGUUCACAGAACUGUUUCUGCAUCUGCAGAACACCCUUUAAAUUCAGCCACUUGCUUUCCAACACCAAUCUAAAGUUUGCUGGGAAGUGGAGGACCUUGCAGGUGUGCUUAUGUUCUGUGAGCUACAGCAAGUUUCACUCUGUGAAGAGAUGAGUAUAGCAGUAAAUGAAGACCUUUUUACUAUUAAUGGUAGCCCAUUAAAUAAGAGAAAAUAUGCUAGAGUAUUUUGUAUUAAUUUAAUUUUUAUAACUCUUCUAGUUCCAGAAGACUAUUUUCUGUUGGGUUGUGUCUUUGCAAUUGCUGAUUAUCCUGAGCAGAUGUCUGAUAAACAAUUACUGGCAACAUGGAAAAGGGUAAUUAUUUGUUCUGUUUGUGAAUAUUUUUCAGUUUUGUGCAUUAGUUUUUCAGUUUCUUAAACAAAAAUAGGUAUAUUUAAAAACCAACAAAUUGUUUUAUUUUUGACUUACCAGAUUAUUAUAUAUAUUCCAUGUCUAUAAUAUGUAUGUUACCAACAAAGCACACAAAACUUCAUCUUCUUUGUUCUCCUUUUAACUGAUUUUUACUAUUACUAGCUUCAAACAUAAUUUCUGCCUUUCUUUGUUAUCUGUUUAUCAGAGGUCCAUCUGCCAAAAUUUCCCAUUACUCUCAAGUAACAAGCUUACCAGUUAGGUUUUGUGCAAAAUACAGUGAUAAGAGCCAGGUUUUAAACUAUGGCACAUAUGUAACAUGGCAAAAAAAUUCAAUAAGUGUUGUUUGAUUAACAAACCUUUUAAGUGUGUCUAGUUUUUAUUUUUCUAGAUAAUCCAAGCAAAUGGCGGUACGGUAGAUCCCACAUUCACAAACCGGUGUACACAUCUUCUCUGUGAAAGUCAGCUUAGUAAUAUGUAUGCUCAGGUAAGACCAAAUGGCACAAAUGUACUUACCUAUGUUUGUAAGAGCUGUUUAUUUCCUUACAUUGAAUGAUAUAAUAGUUCAGGAACAAUUUAUUACAAAGGUGAAAGUAUCUAUAGAUACAUAAUUUAUGUUCUCCCAGUCUUUUGCUGCUAGUAACCUCAAGGCAACUUAAAACUGUAAAAUACAAUUUUAAGCAUAUAGUUUCAAACAGCAAUAACAUAAGAUUCUCUGUGCAGUCAUGGCCUGUAGCUAGGUCUUUUCCCUCCUCCUGAGUAGACCAUUCCUCCUAGGUAUUCCCCUGCUGUUAUAGCUGUUUGGCAGCCAAACGAGUACUCAUGCUAUGACUUGGGGCUUCCCAUCUGCUCUGUCACCACCUUUGUUCUGAGGCCCAGGAGGCAAUUGUGAAGAAUUGGGGAUGGGGUUAGAGGGCACUUUCUCUCUCUCUCUCUCUCUCUGUGUGGAGAGGGGGGCGGGUUGAAUAGGAAAGAGACAGAAUACAAGAAAUAAAUAUAUAUUGUAUCUUUUGGUUGUUGUUCUGUAGAUUGUGGUAGUUGUAUGCUCCCUACAGUUGAGAGUGACUAACCUAAGGAUUGGUGGGCCUGUAUCAGAGAUGGCACUCACUGCUGUCUGAGGACUUUGGUUCAUCUGUAUCCCAUACCAACCUCAUUUUUGUUUGAAAGUGGGUGGCUAAAAGCUUUAUAAACCUAAAGCAGCAACAUAUAUAUAUUUAAAAUAUUUUCAUACAUACCUACUAAAAUUUAUAUGUACAGUGACAAAUGUUUUGCAUGUGUGUUGCAGGCUUUGAGAGAAAGGAAGAGAUGUAUCACAGCACACUGGUUGAACUCUGUGCUAAAAAAGAAGAAAAUGGUACCACCUCACCGAGCUCUUCAUUUUCCUGUAGCAUUUCCACCAGGAGGGAAACCAUGUUCACAGCAUGUAAGAAAUUAACUCUAGCAUUUUGCUUGGAAGGUGCUGUUGCUAUUAUUUCUUUUACUUCAAGCAGCUUUUAAUGUCGGAAGAUAUAAAAAUGAGCAAAUAUGUAACGUCCUGUCUCUGAGACUAUUUUACAACUCUAAUUGGAAUUAAUAAAAUUACAUGAUUGAAUUCAGGGUUUUUUUGUACUGCACCUAAAUAGCUUUAUGUAAAUGGGAUAUAUUUCCUUGCUUUGCAAUUUAAGUUAUCUUUAAAUCUCAGGUGUGGAACUGGUUUGUUUGUUUGUUUGUUACUCCUUUUUAUGUGAGGAUUACUGCAUUAUGAAGGGUUUUCUGUUCGAUGGUAAAUUUGGUUAUCACAUUGAGAGUUAGGCAAAUGGUUCAAUUUAUGAAAAUGAUAUCAUAAAGCAAGAAUGGAGAACAGGGGCCCCUCUAACAUUCCUGACCUUUGGCCAUACUGACCAUGACUGAGAUUUGGAAGUCCAACAAUAUCUGGAGGGGUAUAGAUUAUGAACCCCUGUCAUAAAGUGACUGCCUGAAGAUUUUACCACUUCAUAUUCUAAUGUUUGGUUUGGACCUUUUCUGUCAAGGGUUGCUUACACCUUGAAUCUUCCUACAUCAAUUAAUAAUUCCACGAAAUGAACCAUGGAAUCUUUUGGGGCUAAAAGGCAGUACAAAAAGAUUUAGAUAAAUAGAAAAACGUCUGGCUGCAGUUAUGUGUCCACAUUUUGAGAAUGAGAAGAGUUACUGUUUCAUAGCAUACUUCAAAUUAACUGAAGACUUGGGAAGAAAAGGUUACCCAUAAUAUGUACUUAAAGAAUAGGACACUUUUGGUAGGCAUUGAAAGAUGGGCAAGGAGACACAUACUACAAAUGACCAAGAGAGAUUUACAACAUUUUCUGAUAGGAUUUAUUUGAAAUUUCUGUUUACUCAUAUUUCUGAUGGGUGAAUCAUCUUCUGUUCCAGAUAAUCUCAGUGACAGGUUUUGUUGAUAGUGACAGAGAUGAUCUCAAGCUGAUGGCCUACCUCUCAGGUGCAAAGUACACAGGCUAUCUUUGUCGCAGCAACACAGUUCUCAUCUGUAAAGAGUAAGUGGCUUAUAUUUAUUUUGAUUUUUUUAUUAACCAUGAUAUAUCAUCAUCAACCUUUAUUAUGGUCCAGAGACCCAACAAAUCGUUACAAAGCAAUACCCAAUUCAUACAGCCUACCUCCAGGUUAAACAAGCAUUUUGUUCAGAAUAUAGGGAUCAUUGGUUCUUGCAACCACCGACAAAAACUUGGCCACUGCUAAUGUUCUAGCAUUUGUCCGGUCUUCCAAUAGGAACCUGGCAUAGUGAGCCUCUGAUUUUCCUGGGAAAAGUACCAGCAAAGGUAAUAUCAGUUCAGCCCUGACUUGCUCAUAUUUUGCACAGUGCAACAAAAUAUGUUUUAUGGAAUUGAUAUCUUGAGCACAUGAGCAAAGUCUGUCCUGGUAGGGAACUCCUCUCAAUGUGCCAUCCAACACUGCAGAAGGAAAGACAUUUAGUCUGGCUUUGGUGAAAAGCCUUCGAUAGUUUGGUACUGUCAGGUUUUUAAUGUAAGAUGUUAACUUAAAGACAUGCCCAUAUUGUACUCCUACUGCCAGCGGACUACAGACUGCGUGUGAUCGAGAUUGCAAGUCACCAUGAUAUAUAAAUAAUAUUGUUACAAUUUGUGAAAAUAUUAGUGAGUAUAAAAUUAUAAAAUAAACAGAGAAGUUACUACAUUCUAAAAAAAUUAUCCCAAUUGGUAUCUUUUGUUUUAAACAUAUAUAAUAUAUAUAUCUAUAUAUAUCAAUAUUUAUCUAUCUAUAUAUAUAUAUAUAUAUAAAUAAUAGUUUCAUAAAUUGGUUUUAUAUGUGCAAUUGUUUUAAAUUUUUAUUUAUGCAAUUGUUUUAUACAAGUUUUUAUUGUAAAUGACUUUGGGAUGCCUCAUGGGAAGCGAUUCAUAAAUGAAAAUAAAUAAGAUGUUUAGUAUCAUUUGUGUCUCUUUUCCCUCCGUAACAAGGCCAACUGGUUUAAAGUAUGAGAAAGCCAAAGAGUGGAGGAUACCAUGUGUGAAUGCGCAAUGGCUCUGUGAUAUAUUACUUGGAAAUUUUGAAGCACUGCGGCAAAUACAGCACAAUCGAUACACAGUAUUCAAUCUUCAAGAACCACUUGCUCCUAAUCAACAUCUGGUUUUAAACCUUCUUGGUAAGAAGAGUUGCCAGACAUACAGCAUAGCAAAUGUUAGUUUUCUGCAGUAAAGAAAUACCGUAUUUUUUGCACCACAACACUCACUUUUUUCCUCCUAGAAAGUAAGGGAAAAUGUCUGUGUGUGUUAUGGAGCGAAUGCCUGCGGGGGGGGGGGGAAUCUGCAGUCGUGAGCAGAGGAUCCAUGGUUCCCCUUCCUUCCCUCCUCCGUGGUUACAAAGCAUGGAUCCACAUGGAUCCUCAGGAUUGUUGCAUUGGGCUACUCCAAACUCACUGUCAGAUCACAUGUCUGUGGCCACAGCAUGAACCACAAAAAUCAUAUAUCCACUAUUUCGUUUAGAAUAUUUUUUUCUUGUUUUCCUCCUCUAAAAACUAUGUGCGUGUUAUGGUCUGGUGCGUGUUAUACGAAAAAUAUGGGUAUAUGAAUAAAUAUAUAUGUUGCUCAGACUUACAAACUUUGCAUGGCUUGGGACAUGUUAGUGUGGCUGUUGCUUGGGUUUCUGAUUUACUGUUCUAACUAAGAAAGGUUUACUCAGAAGGAAGCCCCAUAGGAAAUGACAUUCACUCCCUUUAAAGACUUUUAGGAUUGCACUGCUAGAAUGUUUGUGCAAAACUGGAAGCAACACAUGAAAUAAAGGGUAGUACAUAUUUACUUUCCUAAUGUGAACUGCGCCACUUUUGGGGUAUGUUCCAUGCAUACUGUCAGACUAUGUGUGUGUAAUUAGCAUGAAAAGACUGUAUGCACUGAACUAGUGUGGUGGAGUGUGCAGAAAAUAUAUGUCCUAUGUCAAAACUUGUUCUUUCCUGUUCACUGUUCCCAGAUGCUUGGAGAGUUCCACUAAAAGUAUCGUCAGAACUUCUAAUGGUAUGUGGAUUUGCUAAUAAUUUAUUUACUUUAACUGCUAUUUCAGUGGGGACAUCAUAAAUCUGUUUGGACAAAGGAAUAUAAAUGCUUAAAAGAUUCAUUUGUUUAAGAUACACUUAUGCUGUCCUUUGUUUAAAAUUGAUUCCAGGGCAGUUUACAUAAUAUAAGAAUAAAGAAUCCAAUUUUUAAAAUAUGAUUUUCUAUUUAAAUGAUCUUUGAACGUGUUUGGAUUUUUGCAGAGGCAUAUUAGCAAUACAAGUUUGACAAGAGUGACAAGUGAAAAUGGAAGUGAAAACUUCAGAAGUUCUUAUGGCUGCAUCAGGGUGGUGGGAGUACAUACAUUUGGGGCUGUGGCUUUUCUCAUGCAGCUAAACUAUAGUUUAGCGUGGCACUGACACCAGGCCAUGUCUUGAACAACCUUCAGUUUUGAUAAUGCUUUCUGUUGACAAUUUCUAAUAUAAUUAUUUGAUGACUGAUGAAGCAUACUAGGUUGUGUAGUAUGCACAUACACAAACUAAUUAACCUUUCUCCAAAAGGUUUUAAACUGCAUCUAGGCUCCUAUGCUGAGGCGUUAAGUGUGCUAAAUUUGUUUUUAUUUUAGUUACUAUGGCUAAAAGAUUUUGCUGUGAAAUAGUAAAUAAUUAUUAGAGGGGAAGUGUGUGUGUGUGUGUGUGUGUGCGCGCUUAUAUAUUUCUAUAUUAUUUGUUGUAGGGUGUGAGAUUACCACUAAAACCAAAGCAAAAUGAAUCGGUAAUUCAACCGUCAAGCAAGCGGCCAAGGUAAGAGAGUGGCCAUUCUCCAACAUGUCACAUUCUUAGUCUAUUAAAUAAAGUUAUCAAAACUACUGCUAAAACCUCUGGAAAUCUCUCUGUCUGGAGUGGCAAACUGCAAUCCUAGGGGAUGACUGCAGCAUUUUGGGCCCCUCUGUCUCAGGACUCUCUCAGCACUUCUCAAACUUGGGUUCCCAGCUGUUGUUGGAUUACAACAGCUGAGGACCCAAAUUUGGGAAAUACUGACUAGUCUAUAGGAGUGCCUGGCGUGCUCUGGUCCAUGGGAUCACGAAGAGUCGGACAUGACUAAACGACUAAACAACAACAGGCUAUAUUGCCUUCCUACUUCUCAACCUUGCUUUGCACCUUCCUUGUGUUCUUUUGCCUGGGUGGAAAGCGCUCUUGAACUAUAAUGAGGUCUCUUGCUUGCAUUGAUGGAAGAUUGAGAAAUUUGUACUGUGUAGAAAUCUUUGGGCUGGACCUUUGUGUGUACUUUGCAAAGGUAAGAGUUGCACCUGCUGCUCCACCCACUUUUGCCUCUGGCCCAUUCAACACUAGCAUGUUGAUCUCUGAAGGUCCCCUAUGAGGGCCCCUUCAUGGCCUGAAAAACGUUCCCCAGCCCUGCUCUAUAUUAUCAUUCUGCUGAUGAUUAUUUAGAGAGAGACUUGUCCUUUGGAAAGUGAACAGUUUAGAGGGAGGAGGGAGGGUGCAAACUAAGUCAAAGUAUGUAAGAAAACAUUAACCUUGAAAUAAUGCCAUACGUAGACGCUUCAGAAAUGAAAUAUUCUACAAAAGAUGGCUGCACCAGCUAAAUCUAAACAAAAGUUGCAUACGGUGUGUUUCUACACACUUCAUGGACCUUCUCUACAUUUAGAUAUAAAUCAUGAAAACAGUAUAUCAAAAUUGUGUUGAAUUUUAAAUCCAAAAAUACCGUAUUAACAGUAUUUUGUAUUAACAGUAUUUUGUAUUUGUAGAAUUGAAGACUUGCCAACUCCUAAUAAAAACGUGACAUCAGAAUUGACACCAGUAGUGCUCUUCACGGGAUUUGAGCCUUCCCAGGUGCAUCAGUACAUCAAGGUGACUUUCCUCUGUCUUAACAGAACAAACACUUUUGUAACAUUUUUCUCUACUGAAAGCCCUGCAAAAUAAUCUAAAACAUUUGUCUUGUGAUUCUAUACCUCUGGUGGCCCAUUCAUGCAAGCAGGUUACCAGUUGCUACAACAAAACAUACAUGUAUGAAAGCUCUUUUAGAUCUACUAUAUAGUCUUGUACAGAAACCUAAAUCAUCAUAAGAGCCUGCGGGAUCAGACCAAAGGCCUAUCUCGGGGGUUGCUAAUGAGGGGGUACAUGUGUCUGUAGAGACCUCUUCUGGCACCCACAGGGUUUCCUCCCCUCACCCGCUCAUGCUGAAGUUAGGCUUGAAAGUAGUGUUCUGUUGUAACUCAUAAAACAGGUUGCGGUGUGUGUUUAGUCUUGGUGUUGGUAUGGUGCCCAUGGCAAUUUAUUUAUUUUGCAAAUCUAUCAAGAGGCCCCCAAAAUUUGACAAUUGUUUGGCCUAUCUGGUUCAGUAUUCUGUUCUUUGGUCUAAUUUAACAGGUCUCUUCUUUGACUUCUGGUUGCUAGACUAUAUGGUAUAUCUAGUGGUAAAGGUAAAAGGACCCCUGACCAUUAGGUCCAGUCAUGGCCAACUCUGGGGUCGCAGUGCUCAUCUUGCUUUAUUGGCCAAGGGAGCCGGCGUACAGCUUCCGGGUCAUGUGGCCAGCAUGACUAAGCCUCUUCUGGUGAACCAGAGCAGCGCACGGAAACGCUGUUUACCUUCCCGCCAGAGCGGUACCUAUUGAUCUACUUGCACUUUGACAUGCUUUCGAACUGCUAGGUUGGCAGGAUCAGGUACCGAGCAACGCAAGCUCACUCCAUCGCGGGGAUUCAAACCGCCGACCUUCUGAUCGGCAAGUCCUAGGCUCUGUGGUUUAACCCACAGCGCCACCUGCGUCUCUGUUAUCUAGGGGUAGUUUCACACAAUUAUGUUUGUUGCAGUGCCUGCUAAUGUAAAAGCAUAAAAGACAUCAGAGGUGUGGCAUCACAGACAUAGGUUUUAUCACCUUACAGCAGCCUUUCUCAAUCUUGGGUCCCCAGAUGUUCCUGAACUAUAGCUCCCACCAUCCCUGACCAGUGCCCAUGCUGGCUAGCUAUGAUGGGAGUUGUAGUCUGACAACACACAAGGUUGAGAAAGGCUGCCUUACAUUGUUUUUCAGUGGAGCUGGUUCAUGUGCUUAGUUACUGGUCAUCAAAUGUAUGGUAAUUAUGUGUAUGCUUGUGUGAACUAGGCUUAGUUUAUCUUGCUUUUAGUUUGAUUGAACUAUUAUGAUGUGGCUGGAGGCUUUAACCUUUUUUUUAAAUAAAAUUUUCAGAAACUCUACAUUCUUGGAGGUGAAGUAGCAGAAUCUGCCCAGAAAUGCACUCACUUAAUAGCGAGUAAAGUGACACGUACUGUAAAAUUCCUUACAGCUAUUUCAGUUGUAAAGCAUAUAGUAACCCCAGAAUGGUUGGAAGAGUGUUUCAAGGGCCAGAAGUUUAUAGGUAAGUAAUUCUUAAAGUUUGUCAGUAUAAGUGAUAUAAAGAGUCUGUCCUUUAAAACACAAAAAUGAAGCAUGCGCAAAAUAGUGCCCUUCUUGCUGUUAAGCAGGGGGACAAAACUGAAACAAUCAAAUCAAAAAAUGUUGAAAUAGAAGUUUCCCCUGUGACCAGGGGAGUGAGUCAGGUAAGAGGGUUAAUGCCCCCCAGCUCUGUGUACUGUAUUUUACUUGUAGGUACAGUUUACAAAGCAGUGCUUAAUAUUUUACAAAAUAUUAUUAUUACUACUACUACUAUUAUUAUUAUUAUUAUUACAAUUGUUAAUUUAUUAUGCCACCCAUCUGACUGGGUUGCCUCAGCCACUUUGGGCGGCUCCCAACAUCCACCUUUAUGGCUAUGCAUGUAGAGCUUUAACAUCUCUAGUACCAUUUUUAAUGAGUGGUUUCUUUUUCUAAAUUUUCAGUGCUUUUAAAAGUAGUUCCUCUUCACACAGCAAUUUUCAAGUGUUAAAUUUUUAAACAAAUAUAAAAAUUAAAGCAAGUACUUAACUCCAGCUUCUUAUAUAGAGUUGUGCUGCUUAAUUUAAGGGUCCCAAGCAAUUCUUAAAAUUAAGCUAUUGAUUUUUAAAAGAAGACAAUCGCUAGCUGCCCCACUGGCAUCUUCCUUAUUGAUGGAACUUACAGUGGGGUAACUGAAUUUAAAUGCCCAAACUAAAGUAGUAGUAUCUGAUAUGAUAGUCUAUAAAUUCAUAAAUAAUUAUUUUUUUCUGAUAACAGAUUAUUUUCUCAGUAGUAGAUGCUUGCAUCUUUUUGUGUUAUGAAUAGUUACAGAUAUAUUUUUCCUCCAUUUUAGAAGAGCAAAACUACAUACUCAGGGAUGCAGAAGCUGAAGUUCUUUUCUGUUUCAGCUUAGAAGAAUCUCUAAAGAAAGCACAGGAGACACCGCUCUUCAAGGUACAUCAGUUUUUAAAAAGCGCUAAAUCCAGAUUAUUUGAACCAAGUGUUUAAACAUGAGUGUUACCAUCAUGUCUGCUAGCCUAGAAAAAAAGUAUUUCCAACCACUUGUAACUUUUAUUUUGAAAUAUAAGUAGUUCAGUAUAACUAAAUGUUGUAGACUGGAUUCCACUGAGGCAUCACACCAACAGCUUGGUUGUAGCUUCCAAACAUUAUCAUAAUUUAGAAUCAUGCAUGUGCUUUCAUUUCCCAUCUGCUUUAUAAGUUUGCUUAUAACAGUUUCUGCAAACAGAAUGAUUACUGUUAACUGCCACCAUGAUUUGCAAACCCAAUUCAAAUCAUGACUUUGGAAUAUGGUUUGCUAGCCAAUUACAAACUGGUUUAUCAGUGCAAAAGUCAGCAUAAUUUUUCCUUCACCAUAAUUUGGCAGGUUUUCUGAAUUGACUGAUUGUCUUUGAGAAGUACUUGGCCUGUAAAUGACUUAUAUUUCUAUUUAUUUAGAGCCUUAGUACCCCUCUGUUCAGCCAAAAAGUCUCCCAGAGUAGCUUACAUACAAUCAAUUAAAAUACGACAGUCCCUGCCUGCAGUCUUACAGUCUAAAAAAUGAUACUCAAGGGAAAAGGCACAGGGAGGGAAGAAGAAGAAGAAAAUCAAACUCUGGCAUCAGUUCUUAAACGGUUGUGGAGCUGGUUUUUGUAUUUGUAGAAGCAAGAGUAAAACUUUAUGUAAUUUAUAAACUCCCAGCACACGUGGUGUCUGCACCAGCAUCCUUUGUUAUACUUGUCACUUCAGCUAGUUCCUGACUGUCCUGGAACUUAACAUUUUUUAUUUCUUAUUGGCUUUGGUAGGGGAAGAAAUGGGAGCUUAUGCAUGUCUCCUCCCCCCCUUUCUUCAGUUCCCAAGGACAUUGUUCUCUCCUAAUAAUCUAUCUUUCUUCUUUAUGUGAUUCUUUGCAAUCUGGUUUUGACUCUGUGUCCUUUUGGAACUUACUUAAUCUUCGAUACUGGCAACUAUCCACUUCUCUUUUCUUCUUUUAGUUUUCUCAGAUCUCCAAAACCUUUGGUUUUAUUCCUGCUUCUCAGUCCUUUUCAAGACCACUAUUUAUUGAUACUUAGUUGUUGGUUAUUUUUCUCCUCUAGUUCAGAAUCUUGACAGUUCUUUUAAAUUUUUCUAUUUUCCUCUGUACAAGUGAUUAUCAAGCCUCUUCUAUUCAGCUAACAAAUCCAUAAUUUUGUAAUUAUGGUCUAAAGCUCCGCUCUUUGUUACCCAUUGAAACAUCAUUUUGAGAAUGGCAACUAAGGUUUGACAUUCAUAAUUUAAAAGUAAUAUUUCAAAUUAUGAAAUUGCCAAAAGUCAUCCCUUCAUGCAUUAACUCUUUACAAAUAAUGGAGAGUAUUUAUGCCUGACCAUUUUAAUGCUUUUCCAUCUGUAAUUUUAAAACAUUCCAUUUAAUGAAUGACUGUCCUUGUAGAACAGAAAUAAUCUGUCAGCCAUGUCGUUUUAUACUGCACUUUGUGUAGGGAACCCAGAGACAGGCUGAUUCUCUUCCUUUGUUAAAAAUUAUAACUGCAAGAUCCACUGAAACUUGGUUAUUAUUCUGUUUAUUGAUGCCUCUCUUUAUGUUACUGAUAAGAUAGCUGAGUACUUUCUAUUUUAACCAAACAUUAGGAAGCAGAUGGUAAAGUAAGAACUUGCUGUAGGCUCCUCUGUAAAGAUAGUCUUAUUUUGCUUGUAUCAAACUGCAUUUAUUUAUUUAUUCAAAAUUCAAAAUUGCUUUUAAUUAUUGUAACAUUCUUGUCUCCCCCACCCACCUCUACUUCUAAGUCUUCUACUUGAGUACAGUACAUAAAAACUAUGGGGUGGGGCUGCCUUGAGAUCUUGUAGAAAUAGCAAGUCAGAACCUUCUUCCUCCCUUGUAGAAGAAAUUAGCAAGGUAUCCAUGGCGAACAUCAGCUUAAGGGGGAAAAUGAUAACAUUAGAGAAGAGGCAGGACAAGGUGAGAAGUUAAUAUACUACAAUAUGGAAUGCUAAUUGACAGGAAGUGGACAGACCACACUGGUACCUUGCUCUGUGACAUAGUGGUCAGUGUCAUAAAUGCAGACAUACAAAUGUGUUUUGUGUUUCAUAAAUGUUUUGAUUUUAGGGAAAGUACUUCUAUAUUACACCUGGAAUUUGCCCUAGCCUUUCCACUAUGAAAUCUAUUGUGGAAUGUGCAGGAGGAAAGGUAUUGAACAAACAACCUUCUUUCCGUAAGCUCAUGGAACACAAGCAAAACAAAGUGAGUGUGAUCUUGAUUGAUUUUCUAACAACUUUCUGUUUGGAAAAUGUGUCCAUUUGAGCUGACUCAAUUUCACUAUUUUUAAUGCAGAGCUUAUCAGAGAUUAUUCUGAUUUCUUGUGAAAAUGAUCUUCACUUAUGUCGAGAAUAUUUUGCCAGAGGCAUAGGUAUGUGUUCUUUAUACUUACAACAAUGUUUAACAAUGCAACAUGGCACCAGCACUUUAAGGAAAGAAAUGUACCCUAGUUUAAUAGUUUGGUUAUAUAUCAAAUCCUGGAUGUGUGGGCUUGUGGGAGAUUUUAUACAUACAAUGGGCUUUUGCUUAGUAUUAGAAGAAAACACCUUUUGCUAGGAGUGAGUAUCAGGUUCAGAUAAAUCCCAAUGCAAAAUGUUGGAGGUAAAACAGAAUCUGUCAAACAGGAUCAGCAUGAAUCAAAAUGAAGACCCCUGAAAGUUUUAUUCCGUUGUGAUUCAUUAUUUGAAUCGGUGCUGUUAAAUCCAGUGCUCUGUACAGUGGUACCUCAGGUUACAAAUGCUUCAGGUUACGUAUUUUCAGGUUGCGGACUGUGGGAAACCCAGAAGUACCGGAAACAGAUACUUCCAGGUUUCGCCGCAUGCGCAGAAGUGCCAAAUUGUGUCAGGCACAGAUGCAGCGCUGCAGGUAAUGCUAAGGGUUGCGGAUGUGCCUCCGUUACGGAUUACGUCUGCAACCCGAGGUUCCACUGUAAUGGAGAAUCUAAAAAGGGGGCUAUAUUUUCCCCCUUUUCACUUGCUGAUGAAAUUUGCAGGGAAGGGAAACCUACCAGAGUAUAAGACUGUGAACUUCAGGAAGAUCCAUUCAGGCUUCUUUGUCCACAGGACUCUUAAAUUUAUUUUAUUUUUUAGAAGCAGGCGCACCAAGUGGUGGAGCCUGAGGGGUCUUCAGCCCCCCCCCCCAAUUUUUCAAGAGGGGGCUGGGCUCCCCCAAAAUCCUGUGGCCCGCUCUGCCUCCUCCCUGCCGAUGUUGCGCUGGGGGGAGAAGGCUGAGAGCAGAGCCCAGCUCUGCGUUCCCCAUUCUCCACCCAGCACACAAGUGCCAGCACCGGCGGGAUACCUGUGUGUCUCAACUCGGUGAGUGAGCACUUGUGCACUAGGUGGGGGUGGGACGCUUCACAUGAUGCGCCCCACAAUGUGGGGGGGGGGCAAGUCAGCGCUCGUGGAAGCAGGCAACCUCAGUAGUUUAACUGCUUAUACUUUGCCUUUAUAUGAGGAAAAGUUCUGCUUAUUUAUUUGAAUGUCCCUCUACCUGAAUGAAGUGUACUAGGAAAUAAUCAAAGGGAUUGAAAUGUCAGGAUAAAAGAUACCCUUUCACCUGCAAGCUCCCCAGUGAGUUUCGUUUCACUUUUGAGAAAAUAAAAGCUGUGUCUGUGUGACAUAACAGUUAACUUAAUGGAAUGACUAGGACCACAGUGCUACUUGGAAGGCUGGCAACUUGCUGAUCCACCUCAGCAUGUCUUGUUAACAACACAGUCCAACUCAAUAAUAUGAAAGACAACCUUGAAUCACCUCAAAUCACAUUGUUAUUCAGGCUGCACACAGUGUACGCCUGUGGUGUAUUUAUAGCUUUACAUUGAAGAUGUCAAACUUGGCACUAGCCCAGCUUAUGAGUGGCUGCUUCCAUGACUUGUCCAGCUCACCAGCUGCAAAUGUGCCUCAGUCUGACACAGCUUGCACAGGCCUGUUCCUGGCACCCAACUGCCAAGUAUCCCUUAUGCACACUGCCUCUUAAUCAAAAUCUCAGUCUCCUCGAACAUUGAUGUUUUAAGGACACACACAGUGCCAGCUUCAUAGUUACCUUGAAUAAGUGCUGCCUCUGUCUUUCUUACUUUCAACUGGCAACUCCACAAUCCAAGUCCUUUCAGUCAAAACAUAAAUGUUAAAAGUUCAGUAGUUGCAAUUAAUUUACCAUGGAUGUCUUGAUUAAGUUUUAUGUUUCCCCCCCUGUAUUUGCAGAUGUUCACAAUGCAGAGUUUGUUUUGACUGGCGUUCUUACUCAGACACUGGAUUAUGAAUCAUAUCCUUCAUAUGCUAUAUAAAAUAUGAUUGUGUUUUCUGUAUUCUAUCCUCCCUUAAAGGGAACAGCUGGCAAAGUUCACAUAAUUUAUUAGCCAUAUAUAGAGUUUCUAACUAAUGAAUGAAUGUAGAUAAUUGGAAUUCAGGUAAGCUGGUAUCACCUUUUACCACGGCAUGUUUUAUUGCUCUCACAGGCUCAUUUAAGUACAGGUUAAUAGUUUUCACCUGUGUUUGCAAAAAUACUUGCUGGUUUUUACAGGAAGUUAGAAUUGUUUGCUAGGAUUCCCUGAAAUUAAGGGCACAUGCUUUAAUCUUUUGUUGUGGCUGUCCCUUUAAUAAUGUCUUAAUGAUUUAUUCUAAAAUAUGCUGUCUCUAUAAAAAAAAAAAGGAAUUAACAUUUGAAUUAAAUGUUGAAACACAUAUAUUCUAAUCAAAGUAUAGCCUGAAAAAUACACAUCACAGUGUUUUGUUGUUGAGUGCAUAUUUACCUUAGAAAUCUGUAAAACCAUGUUGAUGCAUUAGUCUUAAGAAACAGAUUCUCUCUCUCCUUAUGUUAUCCUUUUCUUGUACCAAAAAACCGAUUAUGGCAAUCUGCACAUUUCAGCAUAGCUUUUUCCUUAACCCAAGUGUACAUAUAAAUUCACUUGACUGGAAGUGAAAAUGCCUUAUUGCUGUAGACUUCUUGAAUCCUUCCUUCCUUCCAGCUUUUUCAGCCUGUGGAUCAGUUGGCACUUCUGGAGUUCUUGUCCCCUUCCUCCCUUGUUUUGCUGAAGGCCAAUGAGCAGUUUGAGGCAGGAGAGCAAACGUUAAUUGCAUCUGUUUAAGAUGUGCAGCAUUUUAUUAUUAAAACAUAAUUAACUAUGUUCUUUGUAUUAUAUUAGAGAGAGGUUACUUUUUAUAUCACAAAUUAGUUUUCCUAAUUUUUUUUAGUUGUCACAACUGUUGGUACUUAACCACACAAAAUUGGAAUGUAAAGAGAAAGGGCUUGUGGUAUGUAAAUUAUGGAAAUAAAGUAUUUUGUAUUUUAUUUUAUUAAGCUCUGUUUCUUUUAUAUUACUAAUAUCCUGGUUUUUGUAUAAAUAUACUUUUAAAUGAUGUUUCUUUAAGAUUUCGUAGUGGCUCCUUUCCUCUUCUUUUAAAUAUUGUGCAAUUAUGGCACUAUGGUAAGAGUAAAUUACUCUAAAUCAUUCUUUCAAAUGCUGUAAGAUAAUCUUCCCUUUAUUUUACAAGGUAUGUUUUAAUAUUAAAAACCAAGUAUUUUAAGCAGAAUUUAUUGUUAAUGUUUUGUGUAUUUCUACUGAAGUUAGGUUGAACUCAUUCAUAUCCGCUGUUAUAAUUUUUCUUGAAAUAAUUUUUAAUGAAAUAAAUAUGCAAGAAAUGAAUUCACAGAACUAAACUCACUGAAGGUGAAUUACAUUUGCAAAAUUAUAUUGUACAUAAUGGAACUAAUUAUAAAUUGAGUAUAUGUUAUUUAAAAACUAGUAUCAAACUACUGUUUCAGCAAGAACAAUGUCUGGUAAGGUGCAGCCAGUUCCCAAAGAUUCUUUUAAAAAGUACAAUUCCUUCCAUGGAUUAUCUAUGGAUCCAAUAACAAAUCUCCAUUCAGUGAUUUUGAGGAUUUCAAUAAUUUGGGUUUGGCAGUUACUACAGAAUUCUUUAAUUUAUAUAGGUUGAAAUAAUUAGCAUUUGUCUCACCUGACAGCAUGCCAUGUUUUGUGCAUUUGUGUUUCUGAAAAUGAAGGGCCAUAUGUGACAAAAAAAGAACACAUGAUUUAUGUGGAGCAGCUGCAGGUAUAAAUUCUGAUGGUUUAAUGUUUAAACAUGGCAGGUGGGACACAGAACACUGACAGACUUGCAAUGCACUUUGAAGACACUGCACUAAAUGUUAGCGGAAGUUAGUUUAUCUUUUCUCACACACUACAUUUUUGCAAGGUUUAGCAAGUACAUGCUUUAGCCAACAUCUCUUUGUUCAUAACUGCCUUUUAAAGAAACCUCUUCACUGCUGAAACUUGGCAACUAGAUCAAUGUACCUUUUUUAGACGUCACUGGCACCAUAACUUUUGAAGGUGUUUGUACUUGUGUUCUCACACUGGAAAGUAGCACAGCCAGAACAGAAAGUACAGCAGGUCCACCAUCAAGGCAUUGGAAAUGAUUUAUAGGAAAAGCAUAUGGAAAUACCUGCUGUCCUUAAAAUGAACAUGCUUUCCAUGUGGCUUUCAGUGAUGGUUGCCUCUUCUGCAGCAUCUGUGUGUCAUAUUUCUUGCCUGUAAAACAUUUACCACAUUUAUGUUCUGUAUAAUUGCUACACUGAAUAUUUUAUGUAUGUUCAUUCUUAUAAAAGAGUUUUGGAACACGGCAUAAAACCAUGUCAUUUUUCAGAUUCAAAAAGCAUGUGAACCUGUUCAGUGCUAAACAUCUGGUAGGAACCCACCUUUCUCACUCGGUUUAAGAAUUAGUAAAAUGUUCACUGUAAAAUGGCCAUCAGGUAGGUGAAAUGUAUACAGAACUCAGGCCUUUAAAUUUCAGGAAUCGGGGUGGGAAAGCAGGUAGUCAAAACGUCCACCACUUGGAAUUCCUAAACAUGUUGCUGCAACCGCUGUUUCUAGGGGAGCCCCCCCCCCUUGGGCACCUGCCAAUGCACUGGACUUAUUUUGUCACACAAUUCAGUAAGGGCCACUGAGAACCUAAGAGCCUUUAUCUCUUCCCCAUCUUUCAUCUAAUCCACAUGGCCCUGUGCCACCUUUCUCAUGCUACAGUACGAGGAGAUUUUUAAAGGUUGUAAUGGGCAAAAACCGAAAUCACCACAGCAUUCAUGGAGCUUCCAGUCUACACUUUCAACAAAUCUGCUCCACUUCCCAGUGGGGAGGGUUAGGACCGCAUGGCUACCCACUCCCCACUGGGGGGGGGGCGUGGCCGGGACCGUUUAAAUCAGAGGCACAAGCCGGAAGGCUUCCUCUUUGGCUCGCUUCCUCGAUCACCCGCCCUCCCUAUUUUGCAGGUUUAGGCACUGGCCUUGCUAUGGACCUCGGUUGGUCGCCGUUGAGGGGCCUGGUAGGAAUUUUUCCACUUGGCAAACUGGCACUGGCCAUGUGGUUUUCGCCUACCUCGUAGCAAUCGUCACAACUUUGUUAGGGUUGCGGUUAGGCAUUGUUUGACCUUGUGAUGGGGGAGGGGAGGUGUGGCCAUCACCUACCCCUCCAAGCUUAAGGGUAUUCCAUUAAAGGAAUCCAGGGGUGUUGAUCUUGUCCAAAGCCCAGGUCGGGGGCUAGAGCCAUGACACGACCCCGACAGGAACACCAGGGGGAGCUCGAGUUGGUAUGCAUUGGGUUCCCCCUUCCGGUGGUUUACCCUUACCAGACUUCCUGCGCAUUGGGCAGGAGUCCGAUAUAGUCGGGUCCAUUCAAUGCCUAAGCCAAUACCGCUCACAUUCUGUAAUCAAUAAAGUUGUGGCCAAAUUUGCCCAAUAACAUAAACCU
Molecule: messenger RNA, 27320 nt
Organism: Podarcis lilfordi (Lilford's wall lizard)
Lineage: Eukaryota; Metazoa; Chordata; Lepidosauria; Squamata; Lacertidae
Source: the annotation of a GenBank genome assembly